Messenger RNA from Ochlerotatus camptorhynchus, 716 nucleotides. RefSeq lists its product as uncharacterized. The coding region runs from base 113 to 508 and encodes 131 amino acids. Gene Ontology annotation, cellular component: nucleosome; chromatin. Gene Ontology annotation, biological process: heterochromatin formation. The record is from RefSeq and is a predicted model, not a curated record. Gene Ontology annotation, molecular function: protein heterodimerization activity; structural constituent of chromatin; DNA binding. NCBI's taxonomy places the organism in Eukaryota, Metazoa, Arthropoda, Insecta, Diptera, Culicidae. The transcript has 2 exons.
UCUAACUUUUUGCGCCACAUUCGUUCUUGAUCUACUGCGUUUAUAAAAAUUUAAUAAGCGAUAACUGCGUUGUUUUCAGUUGUGAAUUUCGGACCUUUGGAACGUCGGAAAAAUGUCCCAACCGAAAAAGACAAGAACCAAAUCAUCCCGAGCCGGUCUGGUAUUUCCGGUAGGGCGAAUUUGGUCAUCGAUCAAACGGGGAAAAUACGCCGACCGCGUCGGAGUCGGUGGCGGUGUCUACAUGGCUGCCGUGCUCGAGUACUUGACCGCCGAGUUGCUUGAACUGGCCGGAAUCGCUUGCAGGGAUAACAAUAGAAAUCGCAUUAUUCCUCGCCACAUUCAGUUGGCCGUUCGGAACGACGAUGAAUUGAAUAAGCUUCUGCGGAAUGUGAGCAUCUCCCAGGGCGGAGUACUCCCAAACAUUAUUGCCGAACUGCUGCCCAAGAACACCCGGACGAAGAAGAAGGGCCGCCCUAGCAAUGACAACGGUCCAAGCCAGGAGUACUGAUCCCGUCGAAUAGAAGUAUGAAGUUACGUUAUACCUUUGCAUUUUAUUUCCCUAUAGAAAGGCCAAAAUUGGUGGCUUGAGUUGCAUUGUCUUUGAGGAGAUUAUUGUUUUAUUUUAACUUUUGAGAUUAAAGCCAUAUACGGCUAGUUAGAUUUAAGGUCCGUUAAAUAAACAUUAAAUACAUAUCAACAAUUAAAAUAGGCUUUGA